GAAAGAAAUACAACCUCAUUUACAUGGAACUGUCAACGGCGCGGCGAAGUGCGCCUCUCCUUCUAGUUCGCUCCACGCCUCACGUAGUCGGGGUGCGGGGGGCGACGGGAGAAGCGAAUCCCGUCGAGGAAAUCGAUCGCGGCUUCCUUACGAGCGAGGUUCCGAUGGCGGGGGAGGCGAGGCCGGACGCGCAGCUGUUCCAGCUCCUUUCCGACCUUCUGCAAGAGGUGGAGUCAAUGAGCAAUCAGGAAGAGGUAGAAUUGAGAGCCAAGAUUGAAGCACUAGGCCUAGAAGUCACUAAGGUUCCGGAGCAGGCACCUAAGCAACUUGAUGAGUUAGAGAUAGCUGCAGAGUUGGACAGACUGUCGGCUAGGCUCGAGAAUGUUGACAAGAUGAUAUCUUCUGCAAUGACAUCUGAUCCAGAGGUGAAAUCACUCCUGAGCAGCACCGCUGAUAUCUGGAUGCCUGUCAUCACUGCAUCUGCCGAUGAAAGGCGAGGCUUUGCGGGAACAAGCAGCGAAAGUGGCGGCCAGGAUGAGCAAGAGAAAUCCAACUAAUAAUACUUUGAGAUCUCUAAUACUUUGUAGCUUGGUCUGAACAGUUGUAUACUUCUUUGUAUCAGUCUUCUAAUACAUGUUCCUUUGCACGGGUAUCUCCAUUGCUGCUAUGUAUUUAAGUUAUCUUUGGGCAAAUCAGAAAAUAAACACACAUGUUGUUCAUGUACUAAUCAGUGAGACGUUCGAGAUGAUAAAAUCCUGUCAAACAUUGUGUUAGA
Molecule: messenger RNA, 775 nt
Organism: Brachypodium distachyon (stiff brome)
Lineage: Eukaryota; Viridiplantae; Streptophyta; Magnoliopsida; Poales; Poaceae
Exons: 3
Coding region: 24-557 (177 amino acids)
Source: RefSeq, a predicted model, not a curated record